UAAAGUAAAUCAAUGGCUACAUUACAAGUCUAAUAUAAAUAAAAUGAAAUAGCCUUUUAUUUUGAAUAGCUUUUGGUUACAUGAGUGUUGUGUUUGUUUUGAUUGAUUAUAUUAUGUUCCGCUGUUCAAAGUGUCUUCUGGCAUAGGCCUCCUCCAGCUGCUUCCACUGCACCCUGUCAGCCGCAACUCUGGUCCAGCGUGGCCCCAGGGUUAGGCGGAUGUCGUCCUCUCACCUUCUUAUUGGACAUCCACGUUGUCUGGUACUGUCUCUUGGGUACCAGAGUGUCACCUGCUUGCUCCAUUUAUCGGUUGUGCAGCGCAACAUGUGUCCCGUCCAACACCAUUUCAAGUGGUUGAUUCUAAUGAGAACAUCAGCGAGCUUUGUCCUAUGUUUUAUCUCACUUGAGGUGAUCCUGUCCGUUAGUCUUAUACCCAAAAUACUUCUUUCCAUUGCCCUCUGACACUUAGCUAUCUUUUCUCUAUGUUUUUGUGUCAGGGACCAAGUUUCGCUUCAGUAUGUUAUACAAGGGAGUAUAGACGUAUUAAAGGAUCUCCUCUUAAUGGACAUAUUUAUUUCUUUGCUUUUCAUUAUUUCCUUUAGUGACCAGUAUUUUCUCCACCCACUAGCGAUUCUCUUGAUUACAUUUUUGACAUUUGGUCUACAGGAGCAAUUAUCUGACCCAAAUACACAUUCUUGUACACACUCGAGCUUAUUUCCAUCCAGAACUAUAUCAACCUCUUUUGAGUUAGUCAUUAGUUUUGUUUUUGCAGUAUUCAUUAAAAGGCCUACUUCUUUACUUUUACUGGCUAAAGAACAAGUCUAAUAUAAGCAUGUAGAAUAAUACAUAGCUACUAAUAUGUAUAAGCAUAUAAUACUAACACCAUCUUUUCAUUUCAGGUACAGAAAAUGUCCUGCACGAAUUUCCAAAUCCCUCAAAACAUUUGGAUCGAUUCAGAAACUGGAUUAACGGUAUUGGCGGGAACACUUUGAAUUUUAGCAAUGAAUUCAUUUAUAAGAAUCGAAGAGUCUGUCGUAUCCAUUUUGAAAAGAAAUAUCAUUGCCGCAAUAAUAGGCUCAGUAACAUAGCUGUGCCAACUAUUAACAUGCCAUGUUUAGGAGAUCAGAGGCCUUUAAGACAAACACAUAAUUUGCCUGUCAGUAAUUUUUCUGCCUCAGAAGAAAUACUCAUUGAGCCUGUGAGUCAAUUGUCAUCAAUGCAUUGUGAUGUUUUGAGCCAAGGAAAAGAAAAUAAUGAACCAAGCUCCACACAUACUCUGGAACACAAAUCAGCCCCAGAUGCUCUAGAAAUGAUGAAUACAAACCAACAGAACGUAAAUACUAAGAAGAGAAAAGUCAUUUCGAAAGUGAAAAAGCAUUGUGUGAAGAUGACCAAAUCGGAACAAGAGUUGUAUAAAAAAUUAACAUCUGUGCAAAGAAAACUUUCUUUGUGCAAAAACAGACUAUCUAACAAUGCUAAGCAAUUGAAAGUAGCAAAAAAACUUAGUAGCAAUCCAGAAUUUUUAAAAAUAAUGGAGAGUGUCCCAGCAUCUGCUAAAAUUUUGCUCAUGCUACAAUUUCGUGAGCAGGGAAAGAAGGCGAAGGGAAGACGCUUUAAUAUACAAGAAAAAAUAUUGUCACUUACUAUUUUAAAACAAAGCCCUAAAGCAUACAGAUUUAUUAGAAAGAUUUUCACAUUGCCAGCACCCCAAACCCUGAGGAAAUUAUUGACUAGAGCGAAUAUAAAACCGGGAAUAAAUAAGAAGAUAUUCAUGCAAUUGAAAUCAAAAUCGGCAGAAAUGAAAUCAGCAAACGAAAAAUUGUGUCUUUUAAUCUUUGACGAAAUGUCUCUUAAGACAAAUGUGACAUAUAAUGAACGAAAAGAUACCAUAACUGGCUUUGUGACAAAUGGAACUGAGACAAAACCACUUUAUGCAAAUCACGCCCAAGUGUUCAUGAUUAGAGGUCUGCAUAGAAAUUAUAAGCAACCUGUGUCAUACACAUUUUCUGCUGGGGCAACAAAGGGACCAGAACUUGCCAGGUGA
Molecule: messenger RNA, 2043 nt
Organism: Bicyclus anynana (squinting bush brown)
Lineage: Eukaryota; Metazoa; Arthropoda; Insecta; Lepidoptera; Nymphalidae
Exons: 5
Coding region: 1105-2043 (312 amino acids)
Source: RefSeq, a predicted model, not a curated record